This is a messenger RNA of Cotesia congregata, 3906 nucleotides long. NCBI's taxonomy places the organism in Eukaryota, Metazoa, Arthropoda, Insecta, Hymenoptera, Braconidae. The record is from the annotation of a GenBank genome assembly.
AUGCAAAUGGAUCAGAUGACGGUGCAGCUGAUACAGGUCCUAGAGAAGACCGUAUCACAAGAUAAAAAUGAGCUGGAAGCAGCGCAACAUUUUUUGGAGCAAGCUGCUGCUACAAAUAUUCAUGAGUUUGUACAAAGACUCAGUGGAGUCCUGGGUACUCCGGCUGCCAGCCCGGUAGCACGUAUGGCUGCUGGUCUUCAAUUAAAGAACCAGCUUACAUCCAAAGAUCCAACCCUAAAAUCACAAUAUCAACAAAGAUGGCUCACUAUUCCUGCUGAGACACGGGAAUUUAUCAAAAAAAAUAUUGUAGGAGCAUUGGGAACUGAAAAUAAUCGACCAAGUUCAGCAGCACAAUGUGUAGCUUAUGUAGCAGUUGCAGAAUUACCCGUUGGUCAGUGGACCGAUUUGAUUGCGCUGUUGGUGAACAAUAUUGCCGAUCAAAAUGGUACCGAGAUGAUGAAAGAAGCAACACUGGAAGCUAUCGGUUAUAUAUGUCAAGAAAUUGAUAGUGAGGUUUUGGUAUCUCAGUCAAAUCAGAUUCUUACGGCCAUUAUUCACGGUAUGAGAGGCUCUAGUACCUCAAAUAAUAUAACACUUGAAGCUAUGAAGUCAGACUCUGACGAGGUGGCACUCCAGGGAAUUGAAUUCUGGUCAAACGUUGCUGAGGAAGAGGUUGAUUUAUCAAUGGAAGAGGGUGAAGCGUCGGAAGGAGGUAGACCACCAUCAAAAGUAUCCCGGCACUACGCUAAAGGUGCUCUGAUGUUUUUGGUCCCGGUAUUGAUCCAAAAGCUCACAAAGCAAGAAGAAUUUGACGACGAAGACGAUUGGAAUCCAUCAAAAUCUGCUGGUGUUUGUCUAAUGCUUUUAGCUUCUUGCUGUGAAGAAAAUAUAGUACCUCACGUUCUUCCGUUCGUUACUGAAAAUAUUAAAAAUCCAGAUUGGAGAUUUAGGGACGCCGCAUUGAUGGCAUUUGGUUCGAUUCUUGGUGGAUUAGAGCCAUCAACAUUGAAGCCACUUGUUGAACAAGCAAUGCCAACUCUUAUUGAAUUAAUGUACGAUGUCAGCGUUGUAGUGAGAGAUACAGCUGCCUGGACAUUCGGUAGAAUUUGUGAAAUAAUUCCUGAAGCGGCUAUCAAUGAAACUUAUUUGAAGCCGUUGUUGGAGUCACUUGCUAAUGGUCUACAUGCUGAACCGCGAGUUGCUGCGAAUGUUUGUUGGGCGUUCACUGGUUUGGCUGAAGCUAGUUACGAAGCAGCUGAAAUUGAAAGUGGACAGCAGCCUGAAACCUAUUGUAUGUCUGCAUUCUUUGAUUACAUUGUACAGAAACUUUUAGAAACAACAGAUCGUCCAGACGGUUCGCAGGCGAACUUACGAUCUGCUGCAUACGAAGCUCUAAUGGAAAUGGUCAAGAAUUCACCUAGAGAUUGCUAUGUAACUGUUCAAAAAACAACAAUGGUUAUUUUGGAGCGAUUACAGCAAGUAUUACAAAUGGAGAUACAUAUUCAGAAUCAUUCAGACCGCGCUCAGUAUCAUGAUCUCCAGUCGCUUCUCUGUGCUACUCUGCAAUCUGUAUUAAGAAGAGUAACACCAGAAGAUGCGCCACGAAUUUCCGACGCCAUCAUGACUGCACUUUUAUCGAUGUUCAGCUCGAACUCCGGUAAAGUUGGUGGAGUCCAAGAAGAUGCAUUGAUGGCUGUGUCGACCUUAGUUGAGCAACUUGGUGAAGGUUUCUUGAAAUAUAUGGACGCAUUCAAACCGUUCCUCUGUAUGGGCUUGAAGAAUCACGCCGAGUAUCAAGUAUGCGGUGCUGCUGUUGGACUUACCGGUGACAUUUGUCGCGCUCUUAAGAGCAAAGUAUUACCUUACUGCGAUGAUAUUAUUACAUUGUUGCUAGAAAAUCUCAGGAAUAACACAGUCCAUCGCUCAGUUAAACCACAAAUUCUUUCAGUCUUUGGAGAUAUUGCUUUGAGUAUCGGCCCGGAAUUUAAAAAAUACUUGGAAGUUGUUUUGCAAACACUGGUUGAAGCCUCUCAAACAGAUGUCGAUCGUAACGAUUACGACAUGAUUGAUUACCUCAAUGAGUUACGUGUUGGUGUUCUUGAAGCUUACACCGGAAUCAUUCAAGGUUUCCGUGGUGAUGCUGAUGCUAAUCCAGACACUCCGAAUCCUGAUGUUCUUCUCAUAGAACCUCAGGUACCUUUUAUCAUUCAAUUUAUCACGACAAUUGCUCAAGAUCGUGAACACUUGGAUGAAAGUAUGUCGUCAGCAAUUGGUUUGCUCGGUGAUCUUGUAACUGUAUUUGGCGCAAAACUUCUACCCCUGGUUGAAACUGAACCACUUACUGAGCUGCUUAUUAAAGGUAGACGAGCACGUAAUAGUAAAGCACGGGCUCUUGCUAUUUGGGUCACUAAAGAGAUUCGCAAGCGCAAAAAUGCUGUUAAUUCUACUAUGUAUGGAUCUGAUGAUAAUCCAUCAUCUUCAACGGGUGCUGAAAAUAAGCCCAAAAAACCAAGUGAUGAUGAUGACGUCAAUGAGACUGUGUACAGCCAGUGUACGAGAUACGACGUCAAUUGGUCUGAUCCCAUCUUCGAUUUUAUGCAUAUCGACAGCAACGUGACCAACACUUCAUGGCCAAUUGUACCCUGUGAUCAUGGAUGGGAGUACGACAUGUCUGAAAUAGUAUCAUCUAUUGUCAUUGAUUUUGACUUGGUGUGUGAUAAAGACAUAUAUCCAACACUAGGACUAGUCGCUCUUAACACAGGAGGUCCUAUUGGAGUUUAUUUGUUUGGUACUUUAAAUGACAGAAUUGGAAGAAGACUAUCUUUCUUUUCAUGUCUGGCUACACUUAUUACUGGAGGUAUUCUUACAUCAAUAGCCAAUAGUUUUUGGACUUGGGCUGCUUGUCGAGUGGUUCUUGUUGGUCCAAAUUACCGAUCAUUUGUCACAGUAAUGACAUGUUCAUUUUACACAAUGGGGUUGUGUAUGUUAGCAGCUGUAACUUAUCUAGUCCCAGAAUGGAGAAUUUUAGCACUUAUCACAAGUACACCUUUCCUUGCUUAUUUUGGGUACUGGUGGUUUUUACCUGAAUCACCUCGAUGGCUGUUAGCCAAAGGACGAUUGAGUGAAGCAAGUGAAAUUCUCCAAACUUUGGCACAAGUAAACGGCAAAGAGUUGCCAGAAUCAUUUACCCAAAAGCUGAAACAACCAGAGAUACCCAGUUACCUUGCGUGUUGGGUUGCUAUGGAUCGAUGGGGUCGACGGUGGCCGUUGUGUCUUUGUAUGGUCACCGCUGGAAUGUCUUGUGUCGCAACAGUACUUUUACCUUCUGAUGCUGUAAUAACGACAUUAAUUUUAUUUUUACUGUCAAAGUCCGCAAUAUCAGCAUCUUUUUUAAUAAUCUAUCCAUUUGCCGGAGAAUUAUAUCCAACACAAUUACGUGGUGUUGCCAUAGGAUUUUCAGCGUACAUCAGUGGUUUGGGAUUAAUUAUAAUUCCAUUUAUAACAUACUUGGGUAGAGAAAAUUUGGUAUUACCUUUAGUAAUACUCGGAACAGUUUCUGUGAUCGGAGGAUUGUCGGGGCUAAGAUUACCAGAAACACUACAUCAUCGACUACCUCAAACAGUGGAGGAAGGAGAGCUUUUUGGAAAGGAUUGGAAAUGUGCUGACUGUCUUCGCUGUGUGCCCAUUAAACCUCCUUCAGCGACGACGUCGUAUGAAGAUCUCUCAGCCGGUGAGACAGUUGAGCUGCAAUCAGUACCACGUACAUCUGUGGUUGAAGUAGAUCAACAACAAGUACAACCAGUCAGAGGACCCGGUACAGCUACGCGUCGACUGAUGCGACAGUCUAGUGUAAUGGACACCCAGAGAGAUUCUGACGGUUCCAUUAAAAUGACAUACUGGUUUUAA